Aspergillus vadensis CBS 113365 is the source of this 3200-nucleotide messenger RNA. Its product is annotated as Sec23/Sec24 family protein. Gene Ontology annotation, cellular component: endoplasmic reticulum exit site; COPII vesicle coat. Gene Ontology annotation, biological process: intracellular protein transport; endoplasmic reticulum to Golgi vesicle-mediated transport; COPII-coated vesicle cargo loading. The coding region runs from base 160 to 3192 and encodes 1010 amino acids. Lineage: Eukaryota; Fungi; Ascomycota; Eurotiomycetes; Eurotiales; Aspergillaceae. The transcript is spliced from 6 exons. Gene Ontology annotation, molecular function: SNARE binding; zinc ion binding. The record is from RefSeq and is a predicted model, not a curated record.
GCUAUACUUCCCCUUUUCUUGGUGCAAACCCUUCCCGGUUGUCGUCUUGCAGCAUUCAGUGAUGGUCCGUGGCUGACAGGGUUUCUCUUCGCCGGUGAUCGAUCCCUCUGUCCCCUCGUUCACAUUCGUUGAUUUGCUUCCCCCGCGUUAUGAAGCACUAUGGCCGACCCCAACAUGUAUCAUACCUACGGCCAGGCUCCGGUGCCUGGUGAAAACCCCUCCGAUCCCAAUCAAAUGGCAUACCAGGUGCCUCCGCAAGGCUAUCCUGCCGCUGGAGUUCCUCCCGGCCCUUCGCCUCCCCAGCCCGGUGCUGCGUACGGAGUUCCUAGCCCUAAUCAACAAUGGCCCGCCUAUGGCUCUCCCCCGCCAGCACAGCAGCCUCUGCAACAACCACCGUCACAAUUCGCAUACCAAGCCGAUCCGCAAGCUGCGGCGGGUGCCCCUGUGGACCCCGGAAUGGCUGGGCUAGCGUCCCAGAUGAGUGGUUUGGGAAUAAUGGGAGGUGAAGGAGGAGCGGCCCGGUCAAGCAAGAAGAAGCAUCGGCAUGCGCACCAUGAGAUUGCUGGUGCUUCGGCAUCCGUCGCGCAACCCUUCGCAGCUGCUCCCCAGGACCCCAUGCAGCCAACCUCGCAGUUCCUCAACACCGGCUUGAACCAAGCACCUCGUCCCAUCUCGCCCGCCGCGAGCAUCCCCGCCCCCGUGAACCCAGCGUUCGGAGGUGGUGCCGGUGCAGUUCCGACACAAGGGAAGGUCGAUCCGGAGCAGAUUCCCAGCAUUCCCCGGUCUCGCGAUAUACCUGCGCAAUACUACUUCAAUCAUGUGUACCCGACGAUGGAGCGGCAUCUUCCUCCUCCGGCGGCGGUUCCAUUCGUCGCCCACGACCAGGGCAAUUCGUCCCCCAAGUACGCCCGUCUCACCUUGAACAACAUCCCAUCCACCUCCGACUUCCUCUCCUCGACGGGCCUUCCUCUGGGCAUGGUAUUGCAGCCGUUGGCGCGCCUAGACGGUGAACAGCCGAUCCCGGUGCUGGACUUUGGCGACGCUGGACCGCCGCGGUGCCGCCGGUGCAGAGCGUAUAUCAAUCCCUUCAUGUCGUUCCGCUCCGGCGGAAACAAGUUUGUUUGUAACAUGUGCACAUUCCCCAACGAUGUGCCGCCAGAAUACUUUGCCCCGCUGGACCCGUCCGGCUCGCGCAUCGACCGCAUGCAGCGUCCGGAGCUGAUGAUGGGAACCGUGGAGUUCUUGGUGCCGAAGGAUUACUGGAAUAAGGAGCCUGUUGGUCUUCAGUGGCUGUUCUUGAUUGAUGUCAGCCAGGAGUCGGUGAACAAGGGUUUCCUGAAGGGCGUGUGCAAGGGUAUCAUGGAAGCGUUGUACAGCGAAGAGACGGAGAAUCCCGAGGAUGAGGCUCCCUCAAGGCGGAUACCUGAUGGCGCCAAGGUUGGCAUUGUCACUUAUGACAAGGAGGUGCACUUCUACAACCUUAGUGCACAACUCGACCAGGCACAGAUGAUGGUGAUGACCGAUUUGGAGGAGCCGUUCGUCCCUCUCAGCGAGGGACUGUUUGUUGACCCCUACGAAUCCAAGGACGUCAUCACCUCUUUGCUGCAGCGCAUCCCGACCAUCUUCUCUCAUGUCAAGAACCCACAGCCAGCCUUGCUGCCCGCCCUUAACGCGGCAUUGUCUGCCCUGAGACCAACUGGCGGUAAGAUCGUGGGCACGAUCGCUAGCCUGCCCACUUGGGGCCCUGGUGCGCUGUCCCUACGGGACGACCCCAAGGUCCACGGCACCGAUGCGGAGAGGAAGCUGUUCACGACCGAGCAUGCAGGAUGGCGUGAGACGGCCGGGCAUCUGGCCGAAGCUGGAAUCGGACUGGACAUGUUUAUCGCAGCACCGAGCGGAACAUACAUGGACGUUGCUACGAUUGGAGGCCACGUCCCUGAGGUAACCGGCGGUGAGACCUUUUUCUACCCGAACUUCCACGCACCUCGCGAUAUCCGCAAGCUCUCGAAAGAAUUGGCGCAUGCGAUCACGCGGGAGACGGGCUACCAGGCCCUGAUGAAGGUCCGUUGUUCGAAUGGACUGCAGGUGUCAGGCUAUCAUGGCAACUUUGUCCAGCACACAUUCGGAGCUGACCUCGAGAUCGGAGCCAUCGACGCCGACAAGGCUAUCGGAGUGGUGUUCAGCUACGAUGGAAAGCUCGACCCGAAGCUGGAUGCCCACUUCCAGGCGGCCUUGCUGUAUACUUCGGCUAAUGGCCAGCGUCGGGUGCGGUGCAUCAACACCGUAGCUGCAGUAAAUGAGGGUGGCAUGGAGACGAUGAAGUUUGUGGAUCAAGACGCAGUGGUCGCUAUGGUGGCCAAGGAUGCGGCCUCCAAGACCCUAGACAAGUCCCUCAAGGACAUCCGGGCUAGCGUGUCCGAGAAGACGGUGGACAUCUUCAGCGGAUACCGCAAGAUCUUCUCCGGAUCUCAUCCUCCCGGACAAUUGGUGUUGCCGGAGAACCUGAAGGAGUUCUCGAUGUACAUGCUCAGCCUGAUCAAGUCGCGGGCUAUCAAAGGCGGACAAGAGGCGUCGGACCGACGCAUCCACGACAUGCGGAUGCUGCGGUCCAUCGGGUGCACGGAGCUGUCACUGUACCUGUACCCCCGCAUUAUUCCGAUCCACAACAUGCAGCCGACCGACGGAUUCCCCAACGAACAGGGACAACUGCAAGUGCCCCCCUCGCUGCGGGCCAGCUUCUCCAAAAUUGAGGAAGGCGGGGCGUACCUGGUGGACAACGGGCAGCAGUGCCUGUUGUGGCUGCACUCACAUGUGUCGCCCAACCUCCUGGAGGACCUGUUUGGCGAGGGCCAGACGUCGCUGCAGGGGUUGAGUCCACAGACCUCGACGAUCCCAGUGCUGGAGACGCAUUUGAACGCGCAGGUGCGCAAUUUACUGCAAUACUUCUCAACGAUCCGGGGAUCCAAGGCCGUGACGAUCCAGCUGGCGCGGCAGGGUCUAGACGGGGCGGAGUACGAGUUUGCGCGGAUGCUGGUAGAGGACCGCAACAACGAGGCGCAGAGCUCGGUAGACUGGCUGGUGCACAUUCACCGGCAAAUCAACCUAGAGCUGGCGGGGCAUCGCAAACGCGAGGACACCGCGGGGGAGGGGGGAUUGACGAGUUUGGCUGGUCUCCGAGCGCCAUACUGGUAGGAUAGAAG